CGCACUUUGAUUGAUGUCUUUUGGACCAGUAGUUUUUGAGAAAAGUGAGGAAAAGUACCUCCUCCGCCUGUGUACGGAAGCUGAUUAAUCACAUGCUAACAGGUGUUUCGUAAAGGACGCAAACUUGACUUCAGUAGCGAAAAUGGAUAUUAAAGAUAAGUUAAAUAUAAUCAUUGCAUACAGGAUGGUGCUGAGAGACGUGCUGUCCGAGUGGCUCGGUCAUGGGACGCAACCGACUUUAAACUUACAACAAAAGGUGCAGUUUUAGGAUGUUACCAUGUUGCUGAAGGUGAAAUACCACAGUAUCAAGAAGUACAUCAAAUUGCAAUCAGGCUCCACCUAUUCAGAAUUCAUCAGGGAAGUCAAAACCAAGUUUGGGCUUCCUGACGCUGCUCAACUUAACAUUUUUGAUGAAUCUGACACAGCAGUAGAGGAAGACAUUUUUCUAGAGCUGUUGGAGGCCAAUGCGGACAUAUGCCUGACAGUACGUGACAGCAUUUCAGAUGAAGAUCAUUCUACACCAUCUUCCCUCACAGAUACCAUAUCACUUUCUUCAAGUGACCGUGACCUUACAGAACUGGGUAUUCCCACAGACAGAAAUAGAUCCAGCAAAGAAGACACUACCAGUUCUGCAACAAAGGCUUCCGUGUCAGAGGCAGCAAAGGAGAUGGUAGAAAAUGCCUUGCUUAAAAAGCCUGGAGGAGAGGAUAUUCUUGAAGAGUACAAGUCAGAAAAUUCACUAAUGCACCGCACUCGGAGACAGCUUGUCAACAUAUUGGCGAGUGAUAUUACUGAGAAACAUGGUAGGAUUCCUUCCCGUCAGCAGAAGGAGAAGUAUGCCCUGGGAAUUAUUACUCUGUUUCCCUCACUGAAGGAUCCUUUUUCUCCAAAGGGCUAUGAGCAUUUCUAUGAUGGGGAAAAGGGCACUGGAUAUUUAGCGUGGCGCCUCAAAACCAUUUCCAGGACUUCAGGAAAACGGCCAGUCAAGGAAGCCUCAGUGCAUCAAGCACAAGGACCAAAGCGCCAAAGAUCAGCAACCACACUGCCUCAGCAGCUUGAUGGAGAUGCCUGCAGGGAGGCCAUUUCAUUUCUUGUUCACUCGUCUGAUGAAGCAAGUGUAUUUCAGAAGAUGAAGAUGACGUUUCAGCACCGUCAGGACCUAGUGCAUGACCCACAAAGAAGCACAGAUGUCUUCAAAACAUUUCCACGCUUUUUAGAUGUCAAAGGACUGUUGAAUCAAGACUUCCUGCUGCUGUUUGGUGCUGAAACAGCCUCCAAGAUGCUUGAGAAGUGGGACACCUCAUUUAAGCCCAAGGUCAUCAAAGAGGCCAAAAACCUGACUCAGACAUCUGAGCUGUGCCGACUUCUAAAAGCUGCUGAGAAACUCGCAGAGAACAAUGAAACGGACUGGGACAGUGACAUCGCUUCUGUGCUGCUGCUUCUCUAUCUCUUGCCACCCACAGCUGGACGAAAGAGGACCAAAAUAAGUCCAAGUGAUGCAGUGGACAAAAUGGUGCACUUUCAUAAGUCGUGCUGCAGCAUCAAUGAAUAUGUGCAGGAAAGAGAGGGUAAACAACCAUACAUCCUUGCAGUUGGCCGAACCCAAAAGACAAUUGAUACCUUCUACAUCGCCAUUGACAAACAGCUCAUCCUCUGCCAAGCCACCAGCUCAUUGGGUGCUUUUGAUGAACUGUUUAAAUCCCACUAUGUGUUCAACUUGUCUUAUGAUGAGUCCCUGGUCCAUUUCUACACUUUUUUGCAGACAACUGUCUACAACAUUGAUGUUACCACAACAGAUGAGUCUCCAAGAGUUCGUGAGUUGCGGGCAAAACUUUUGAAUGACAUAUGAAUAUGUCAAGCAGUGCAUGCUACUGUACCAGGGCCUAAUAACUCGUUUGCGGAUCGGCCACAGUUUCUAUCCAGGCACCAAGUUUAAAUUAGUUUGUGCACAAGACCAUUGUAGGCGUCAGUUUUUAACAUUUUUAGGUUUAAAAAAAACAUUUAGUUAGUGUGCAUGAUAAGGGUUAUUGCCAACAGUGUGAUUUACUUCAUAGUAAACAAGCUUUUGGUUGACCAUUUCAGUCAGCACUUUUAUGCCUACGUGUUUGAAAAAGAUGUGAUAAAAGCAGACUGUCUUUAAAUUUACAAGCCUUUUGACUAACAAAGUGCUUGUGGAGAUGAUAGCCUUUCUAUUGUACCAUCUCUGUAAAUGUGCAUAGAAUUCAAGUUGUAUGGUGCUUAGAUAUUUUUGUCUUUAUUAAAAAAAGUAGAAUUCUU
Misgurnus anguillicaudatus (oriental weatherfish) is the source of this 2277-nucleotide messenger RNA. Lineage: Eukaryota; Metazoa; Chordata; Actinopteri; Cypriniformes; Cobitidae. The record is from RefSeq and is a predicted model, not a curated record.